AGUAGAUUUUAUCAGAGUUCGUGCGGUCUAUGCUUCCAGUCUGGGUUCGUCUAGUUCUAUAUCGUUGCUGACAAUGGACAUUUCAAAAAGCAAUUCAUUAUUGGCAUGUAAUAUCUGGGAGAUAUUCUGCCCUUUUACAUUUCCGUGAUUUUGAUUGAGUUUAUCCCCUUUUCUGAUAACGAAUAGUUAAUUUUAAACAAACUAAAAUGGACAAGCAUGCGGUUCAAACUUCAAACUACUCGAUGGUGGAAUUGGCAGGAAUCCCUAUAUCUGGCUGUCUAAAAUUAGUCAAAGCUCAUUCCAUUCGGACGUCUCUGCCGAAGCUCAUGCCAUUCAUUCACAAUAAUGUCUAAAGCCUUGUAAAACCUUGCACCUCAAGAAAAGUCCAUUGAAAGCAUCUCAGUGGAAGUUGUUUGAAUAACAUCACCAUGAGAACUUGAGGGAAGAGUAUCCAUGUGAUAUUGUUCUCAAACUACAUCUUCACGACCUUUAGCUCACUUUGAUCCCUAAAAGUUAUCCGGCCAGUUUUGAAGCUGCUUGUAGAGUAUCUUUCCAUGCACUACUCCUGUUACACCAGGGCGUGUUAUAAUAUCAAGGAAGGAGCAAGACUGUGACUGGAUGAAUAAGAGGUGGGAAAAGAGGAUUUCUUAGGGGUGAUUUGUGUACUACCAGAUAUACACUACAAAAGAACUCGAAGGAUAUUAUAAACCAGUAUCAUGUUCCUUUCUCUAGAUUUUUAGUUCUAUCGUAUUAUGGCUAUUACUUUCUGAUGCAUUUUCUGAAAAUUAUGUACCAUGUGGGACAGUUUUUCAUUCCUGUAGAUGUGCGUCAAACAUAUUAUCUUUCUCAAUAUCUGGCAAUAGAAAAUGUAAACUCGAGUUUAUUGAGACUGUUUUGUUUUGAAACAGCAAACAAGAAAGAGUUUAUUGAGACUGUUUUGUUUUGAAACAGCAAACAAGAAAGUUCCUACUUCUGUUACUUAUUAAUUGCUGGUUGCUGAAUCAGCUGCUGCUUCUUUAGAACUUGGAAGUAUCUGAAAGAAUUUGGUUGCUUUGUGUCACUGAUUUAUUACUAGAUAGUCUCUUUUGUAACCAAGUCAGAUCCCAGAAGAGGAUUCAAUAGCACCUUUUGAGUGGCUUCUGCCAAUACGGACAGAAAAAGAAACAAGAUGUUGGCAUUUGAUCAUUUAGGGCCAGUUAGCAAGCAUAAAUGGAGGGAGAGCUCAAAGCUCACUUCAUUACACUUCCAGGUUUAUGCACUGAUGUCCUUUAUGUCCCUUGUGCUCAACGACAAAUCAAUCUACUUCAAUUCACUUCGAGAAGUGUAUGAAGCAUGGGUCAUUUACAACUUCCUUUCACUAUGCCUUGCAUGGGUGGGAGGCCCUAGUGCUGUUGUUUUGAGUUUAAAUGGUAGGGUUUUGAAACCAUCGUGGUAUCUCAUGACGUGCUGCUUGCCUGCCAUCCCUCUUGAUGGGCGUUUUAUCAGAAGGUGCAAACAAGGUGCCUUGCAGUUUGUAAUCCUCAAGCCUAUUCUAGUUGCGAUUACCUUUGUACUUUAUGCCAAAGGAAAAUAUGAAGAUGGAAAUUUCAGCGCAAAGGAGGCCUACUUGUAUAUUACAAUCAUCUAUACAGUCUCUUAUUCUAUGGCAUUGUAUGCUUUAGCUCUGUUUUAUGUGGCUUGUCGAGAUCUUCUUCGUCCAUUCAAUCCUGUUCCAAAGUUCAUCUUGAUAAAAUCUGUCGUCUUCCUUACGUAUUGGCAGGGUGUCUUGGUUUUUCUGGCUGCCAGGUCUCGGUUCAUAAAAAGUGCUGAAAAAGCUGCUGAUUUCCAAAAUUUUAUCAUCUGUGUUGAGAUGUUAGCUGCUGCAGUGGGGCACCUUUAUGCAUUUCCAUAUAAAGAGUAUGCUGGUGCAAAUAUUGGUGCAUCUGGCGGUCUGGGAGCAAGCCUGGCCCAUGCUUUGAAGUUUAAUGAUUUCUACCAUGACACUGUUCACCAGUUUGCUCCAACAUAUCAUGAUUACAUACUUUACAACAAUGAAGGUGAUGAUGGGGGGCCAAGAAAGUACCGUUCACGGACAUUUGUGCCAACAGGCCAGGAGAUGGAUGCUGUUAGGAAAAGCAAAAAUAUUCUUGGAAACAAGCCUGAUGGUGUACGGCUUUCCAAUGUCUCCUCUGAAACCAGCAGCCCUGUUAAUAAUGUUCAGAGGAAACCUGCUGAACCAGAAGGAAUGAAGUCUUCCUUGUUACUAGAUGCAUCUGGUUCUUACUCACAACCAUAUGAUCUGUCACUCAUAGACUUGGAUUUGGGUAACUUGCCCUCGAAGGUUCCUGCAGUAAAAGAUUCCGGUUCUCAUUGACAUGGAAUGAUGGUGGAUUUUUAUGUUUGAUAUUUCAGUGCCCUUCCCUCGGAAGCAUUAGCUUCAAGAGUGCAAAAGCAAGCUGCAGUUUUGUCAGCUCAUUUAUAUUGCGUUGCUGAGACUGUAUCUAUGGGCUCCAUUUUGCUCUGUAGUUCUGAUUCGUGUGUGUCCCGGUUUCCUUGUACAUUUAUUUUCAUUUUAGAGGAAUGUUCCCUUGUACGUAUUUUAAAAAUUGGGAAAUAGUUGAAUUACUCUCUC
Messenger RNA from Nymphaea colorata (pocket water lily), 2611 nucleotides. RefSeq lists its product as uncharacterized. The transcript has 7 exons. Bases 1169 to 2353 code for a protein of 394 amino acids. Gene Ontology annotation, molecular function: transporter activity. Gene Ontology annotation, biological process: transport. NCBI's taxonomy places the organism in Eukaryota, Viridiplantae, Streptophyta, Magnoliopsida, Nymphaeales, Nymphaeaceae. The record is from RefSeq and is a predicted model, not a curated record.